This is a messenger RNA of Limulus polyphemus (Atlantic horseshoe crab), 1304 nucleotides long. RefSeq names its product U6 snRNA-associated Sm-like protein LSm8. The transcript is spliced from 4 exons. Bases 437 to 727 code for a protein of 96 amino acids. NCBI's taxonomy places the organism in Eukaryota, Metazoa, Arthropoda, Merostomata, Xiphosura, Limulidae. Gene Ontology annotation, biological process: mRNA splicing, via spliceosome. Gene Ontology annotation, molecular function: RNA binding. The record is from RefSeq and is a predicted model, not a curated record. Gene Ontology annotation, cellular component: precatalytic spliceosome; U4/U6 x U5 tri-snRNP complex; U6 snRNP.
CCUGGCUAACUAAUGAAUGAAUAUAUGUUAUAAAAUUCCUAUCAAUGCUAUAAGUAUAGCUACCAGUUUGGCCGCCAAUUUUGAUUUCAUUCCUUUUAUUCGCACGCUCAAUCUUUUUUGGCCGCACCUUUUUUCAACACCUAAAGUGUUCCUGAUUAGAUACUUAUUUACCUGAUUCAAUAAAACGGCUGACGUCAGGUUAGCAAAAAACUUAAUAAAUUCUCUUUCCUAGUUUGGCGCAAUGAAUAUAAUAAACAACUUCAGAACUGUGUUGUUUACUCCGACUUUCCAAGCGUUAUUAUGCUUUGGAGUUGAAGGGCUUUAUUAGUAAAUUAGUUUCUACUGUUAAAUAUUAAAGUGAAAAAAAAGAAUAAUUUAACUGUAGUUUGAUUAUUGCUUUAUUUAUAUCGUGGAUGCAAACUCGGAUUGAAUAAUAAUGGCAGCAUCUUUGGAAAGUUAUGUGAAUCAUACGGUAUCUGUAAUCACAGCUGAUGGCAGAAAUAUUGUGGGCACCUUGAAAGGCUUUGACCAAACAAUUAAUCUCAUUUUGGAUGAGAGUCAUGAAAGAGUGUACAGUUCGAGUCAUGGUGUUGAGCAGGUCGUUUUAGGCUUAUACAUCAUAAGGGGUGACAAUGUAGCUGUGAUUGGAGAAUUGGAUGAUGACCUAGAUGAGAGGCUUGACUUGUCAAGCAUAAAGGCUGAACCUUUAAAUCCUGUGGUUCACUAAAGUAUUGUGGUACUCUAAGCUUCAAGAACUCAGAUGAAACUGGUGCUUAAGCUUCCAGUGACAUCUUAAUAGUACAGUGGAUUAAUAGACUUGACGUUGAAAAUAUUGAACAUUUUAGUGUAUGAGAAGUGGCAGACAAGAUUUUUUAAAUGUGUUCACCUGAAUGUCCUAAACAUAAUUUUUACAAGUGUUGUACAACACAGUUUUUAGUUAUGGUUUAUAACUUUGUCUUGUCAACAGCAAGUAAAGAACUUCAAAUGAGGAUUGAUAUGUGUAUGUCAUUGUAAUAAUAUUGAAAAUUAUUAGAAAAAUAACAUGGUGAAAAACAAGUUUGACAUUUAAUGUUUUAGCUCCUUUUAAAACCAUUGGAUACCAGUUGGUUUACAAAUGUUUAUUAUGUACAAAUCACUAUUUGUGGGUGUCAUUUGACAUCAGUUACAUAAAAGUUGUCCUAAAACUUAAAGUUGUUUAAGAGGAGUAUUAUUUUGGUAAAUGUCUUAGAUACAACAGAAUUUAAAGUAGUUGUCUUCAGAAAGUUAAAUCCAAGAUAAUAAAUGACUUUAUUGCUAAAACAAAA